Ichthyophthirius multifiliis is the source of this 1665-nucleotide messenger RNA. RefSeq names its product protein phosphatase 2c, putative. Gene Ontology annotation, molecular function: protein serine/threonine phosphatase activity; cation binding. Gene Ontology annotation, biological process: protein dephosphorylation. The record is from RefSeq and is a predicted model, not a curated record. Lineage: Eukaryota; Ciliophora; Oligohymenophorea; Hymenostomatida. The transcript has 4 exons.
CUUAAUAAUGUUUAAUCAAACUAAUAAUAUUUUCAAUUUGAAAAUAAAUAAUUUUUAUAAAAAGAGUUUAAAAAUUAAUUUGUUCCAAGCUCUAACUAAAAUUAUUUAUUAAUUUAAUAAGCAAACAUUAAAUCAAACUGAUAAUUAAAGUAAAACUCUAAUUAAACUUUUACAUUAUUAAAUGAAAAAAAAAACAAUAAGUAAUUUAUAAAAAAUAAUUUUUACACAUAUCAAAACAAUAAUACUCUACUAUCAAUUCGAAAACCACUAACCAAUAAUAAUGAUGAAAAAAAGAAAAAUAUUUCAAUGCAAGCAAAUAAUGAUUCUGGACAAUCUUAAACAGAAUUAUAAAAAUAAGAAAUGUUUUACAAAAAUAGUUAAUUUUUUUUAAAAAUGUCAGUUUCGAAUAAUAUCUAAAAAUAACACUUAAAUAAAAUAAGUGCAUCAUAUACAACACCCUGUGUGAAUAAAAUAGAGGAUAUUUUAAAACCAGAAACUUAAAAUAAUUAAGAAUUAAGUAUUUCUUAAUAAAUACUAAUUAAUUAAACUAUUAUUCCAAACUAUAAUUAAACCCAAUAUUCAAUAAAAUAAAAUGGAAUUAUUUCUUGUUAUGCUGCAAAUACUAACUAAGGUUUAAUCAGAAAUUAUAAUGAAGACAGAAUUACGAUAAUUUUAAAUAUGAAAAAACCAUCAAUAAAUACUGAAAUUGAUAAUUGGCCAAAAUGUUCCUUUUUUGGAAUUUAUGAUGGACAUGGAGGAUUUUCAUGUGCUGAUUUUUUAAAAGAAAAUUUACAUAAUUAUGUCAUUAAUGAUUCUAAUUUUCCUAAUAAUAUUAAUUAAGCAAUUUAGAAUGGUUUUUAAUAAGCAGAAAAAAAUUUUCUUAUAAAAGCUUAUAAAAACGAAAUUGUUGUGGAUAGAUCAGGAUCUUGUGCAAUAGUGGUAUUUAUUGUAGACGAUGUUUGUUAUGUAGCUAAUGUAGGAGAUUCUAGAGCUAUUAUGAGCUAUAAUAAAGGAAAAUAAAUUUAUGAAUUAUCAUAAGAUCAUAAACCUUUAAAUUAAAAUGAGUUUAAAAGAAUAAAAGAAAACGGAGGUUAAAUAUAUUAGUAAUUUUUUUUGAGUUAGUUUAAUAAAUAGUAUGGACCUUAUAGGGUAUUACCAGGCCGUUUAUCUGUUACAAGAGCAUUUGGUGAUGUAGAAGCUAAAUUAAGUAAACUUGGAGGUAAUUAAAAUGUUAUAAUUGCAAUACCAGAAAUUUAAUAAUUUAAAAUUGAUAAAAAUUGUGAUUUUAUUAUAAUAGGAAGUAUUUUUUAAAUAUAAAAUAAGAUUAAAUUAUAUUAUAAAAAAGGUGAUGGAGUUUAUGAUAAAUUAAAUAAUUAAGAUAUUAUAAAUUGUGUUUGGAAUUCUUAAUAAACUGAUUAUCUUUCUUUUAAGGAUUAUACAAAAAUAGCUAUAGAUAAUUUAUUUAAAUUUACUUUAGGAAAAAAUAGUAUUGAUAAUAUUAGUGUUAUUUUAAUAGGUUUUAAUAAUUUUGCUAAAUUAAUAUAAGAAAAACAUGAUAAAUAAAUAUAAAAAGUAGCAUUAGAAGUAAAACAGAAUAUUGAUUUUAGUAUGUAUAGUAAAGUUGUAAAAAUGAAUAGUUAAUAAAGGUUUUUUACAUAAAUGUGA